Molecule: messenger RNA, 1060 nt
Organism: Stomoxys calcitrans (stable fly)
Lineage: Eukaryota; Metazoa; Arthropoda; Insecta; Diptera; Muscidae
Gene: RpL8
Product: large ribosomal subunit protein uL2
Exons: 3
Coding region: 104-874 (256 amino acids)
Biological process (GO): cytoplasmic translation
Cellular component (GO): ribosome; cytosolic large ribosomal subunit
Molecular function (GO): RNA binding; structural constituent of ribosome
Source: RefSeq, a predicted model, not a curated record
CAUCUUUGUACAAUCAUCAUGUCGUUUGACAUUUGACAGCAAUAUUUCUUCCUCCUUUUCUUUCUUUUCUUUUUUAGCAGGCUUUCGAUAAUAAAAGCCAACAAUGGGUCGUGUAAUUCGUGCACAACGUAAAGGUGCUGGGUCCGUUUUCAAGGCCCAUGUUCAUCACCGCAAAGGAGCCGCCAAAUUGAGAUCUUUGGAUUAUGCCGAGCGUAAUGGUUAUAUUCGCGGAGUUGUAAAGGAAAUCAUCCACGACCCUGGUCGUGGCGCUCCUUUGGCCGUUAUCCACUUCCGUGACCCCUACCGCUACAAGAUUCGUAAGGAGCUUCUUAUUGCUCCCGAAGGUAUGCACACUGGACAAUUCGUUUACUGUGGUCGCAAAGCUACCCUUCAAAUUGGCAACGUAAUGCCAGUCUCCCAAAUGCCUGAAGGUACCAUCAUUUGCAAUUUGGAAGAAAAGACCGGCGAUCGUGGCCGUUUGGCUCGUACCUCUGGUAACUACGCUACCGUUAUUGCCCACAAUCCCGACACCAAGAAGACUCGUGUGAAGUUGCCCUCUGGUGCCAAGAAGGUCGUGCCCUCUGCCAACCGUGCUAUGGUUGGUAUUGUUGCUGGUGGCGGUCGUAUUGACAAACCCAUCUUGAAAGCUGGUCGUGCUUACCACAAAUACAAGGUUAAGCGUAACAGCUGGCCUAAGGUUCGUGGUGUUGCUAUGAAUCCCGUUGAACAUCCCCAUGGUGGUGGUAACCAUCAACAUAUUGGUAAGGCUUCCACUGUCAAGCGUGGUACCUCUGCUGGUCGCAAGGUCGGUCUCAUUGCUGCCCGUCGUACUGGUAGAAUUCGUGGUGGCAAGGGCGAUACCAAGGAUAAAUAGAUUGCUAAGUAAUUUUAUUGAUAUCAAUAGAUUUGAUAUAAUCGUCAUCAUUCAACAACUUUAUUUACUGGUGUGCAUUUCCAUAUUGUAUACGCCAUUGGCAAUAAACGUGAUGAAAUGUGAACCUUUUGUUUGAAAAGAAAUGCAACUCACUGGAUGGAAAAUAUAAAAUUUUUUUUAAACCUA